GAGGUGAGUGGCUAGCUUCAAACCCCGUCUGCUUUGACCUCUGGCAAAUCGCCCCUGGUACCUAUUGGUUAGGAGGCUGAGUAGGCCCCAGAGCCGGCCUGAACGCUGUCCCUCGUCGGGAAUCAAACCUCGGUCAUCCAGUUCGUAUUCCAUCGCUAUAUUGACUGAGCUGUUUCGAUACCUAGAAAUCGUACAUGAAUAGAACGAGGAAUGUGUGCGCAAUUUUGGUCGGAAAAACUUAACGAAAAAAAACUUGACAGAAAUAUGAAUAAACGAGAGAAUAAUAUUAAAAUGCAUCUUAAAGCAAUAGGAUCUGAAGACAUAAACCGGAUAUGGUGUAAACACGGUAACGCGAUUUCAGGAUUCACAUAUCAACAAGGAUAAUGACUAUUAACUUUUCAAAAAACUGGCGCUAUGGAGUUAAUAAUUUUUCAAGUGCCCCACCCGUCACCUUCUCCCUUAAAUAAAUCCUAGGAAGGCCACUGGUUUCAGAGACGUAAUGACAAGGAAUUAUCUCAGAGUUCAGAGCAAACAGACACGACUGGACAACAAUCUGCAUUAUUACAGCAAGCAAACAAUUUAGUGAGAUCCAUGUUUCGCAACUCCGUUUUGUUUACUCAUAAUUGGAAUAUACGAGUAAGUGUUAUUUUGUCUGCUGACUGGUCGGUCGUCCACUGUCUCGUAAAAGUUUACAGCUGACCUCGAGAUCCUCGAGAUACACUGCUGUACCCUUGUUUGGCGCUGGAGAGACAUUCACGAGUAGACGCGCAGUGAGAGUGGAAGGUGGCAGUAACGGGGGACGAAACCUGCAACAUUCUGUCAGAUACACACGCGCUAAGUGUGCUGCUGUACAACCAUGCUCGGGAGAGACAGCGAAACGUCGCCAGAUAAGCCCACCCUCAUGGAUGGUGGAAACUACAUCAAGGAGGGUCGGGACUCUGCUAAGAGUACCUGUCUCAUCUUCUCACCAAAUGAGGAAGCUGUUGGAGCACUUGCUAAGUCCCUCAAAUUGUUCGAGAAGCAUGGUGUGAACUUGUUGCACAUUGAAUCAAGACCAUCAGCAAGAGUUCCUGAUAGGUAUGAAUUUAUGGUGGAGUGUGCACCAUCAGGAGAGCUGGGUAUUGCUAUCGAGACUCUCCGAGAACAUUCUUCAUAUUUCAACAUCAUCUCACGUAAUCACAAAGAUAAUAGAGAUACUGUUCCAUGGUUUCCUUGUCGCAUACGAGACCUUGACAAGUUUGCAAAUCACAUUCUGUCUUAUGGAUCUGACCUUGAUGCAAAUCAUCCAGGAUUCAAAGAUCCUGUGUACAGAGCCCGAAGGAAAUACUUUGCAGAUAUCAUCUACAACUACAAGCAUGGAGAGCCUCUGCCACAUGUUGAUUACACAGAAGAGGAGAUAGCAACAUGGGGAUCAGUGUUCAGGGAACUCAUCAAACUGUACCCUACCCAUGCCUGUAAGGAGCACAACCAUGUGUUCCCUCUGCUUAUAGAGAACUGUGGCUACCGGGAGGACAACAUCCCCCAACUUCAGGAUGUAUCAAACUUCCUCAAAGACUGUACAGGAUUCACAUUACGGCCAGUGGCAGGUCUUCUUUCAUCUCGGGACUUCCUGGCAGGAUUGGCAUUCCGUGUAUUUCACUCCACACAGUACAUCCGCCACUCCAGCUGCCCACUGUACACCCCAGAACCUGAUGUGUGUCACGAGUUGCUUGGCCAUGCUCCAUUGUUUGCUGACCCCGCAUUUGCACAAUUCUCCCAGGAGAUUGGACUUGCAUCACUUGGGGCUCCUGAUGAAUAUAUAGAAAAACUUGCCACGUGCUUCUGGUUUACGGUGGAGUUUGGUCUAUGCAGACAAGAUGGACAACUCAAAGCAUUUGGAGCAGGUCUGCUGUCUUCAUUUGGCGAGCUACAAUAUAGUUUGAGUGGCAAACCUGAAUUAAAACCAUUUGAGCCUUUCAAAACAGCAGUUCAGAAGUAUCCCAUCACUGAAUACCAGCCUAUAUACUUCGUAGCUGAAAGCUUUGAAGAUGCCAAAGAGAAGAUGAUAAAAUACGCCCAUACAAUCCCUCGUCACUUUGGAGUCCGCUACAAUCCUUACACUCAGAGCAUCGAGCUACUAGAUUCUAAGCCUCAGAUUGAAGGACUGGUGGACAAUAUACACCAAGAAAUGCAGAUCCUGCUUGAUGCUCUACGCAAGCUGUGACAAUCUUACCUGUGAAACAUGAUUAACUGUGUGCAUGAAGAAUUCAUAAGUACAACAUAAAUUAAUUUUGAACAAAGUUACAAAUAUAUUCUCUUACAUUUUGUCACAAUAUAUAGCUGCAUCAGGGUAUGAUGAUUCAUAUUGCAGCAUAAUUGCCUGUCAAAUUAAAUUAAAAAACUUUUCAUGUAAGUCAUACAUCUGUAAGAUACUACAGCAGUACAUUCCAACACCUUGAAGAUAUAUUAUAAAUCACUAGUCAAAAGUUGUCAUCAGUUUUUCACAAGAACACUGUAAAGUGCAUCUACAGUUGUUGUAUUUGUUUAUCUAAUUGCAUCAUGCAUAACAAAGAUGCAAAAAAUUUAAAUUUCAACAGCAAAUGUUUUCACCAUAAUGAGAUGCAUUAAUUGUCAUGUGAAUGAAGAAGGGUACAUCAUACUAAUAUUUUUUUCCUUUAAUUUUGAAGAACCCUGAUAUGGGAUGGUAAGUUGUUUAGUGGGAAACCUCUUAACUGAAAGAGUGCAUGACAAAAAAUACUUACACAAUUGCUCCUAGAGAUAUUUAUGUUUAAUACUGUUUUGUAUACUCUUUGUAAAUAUAUACCACAUCUACUUUCAUGUUUGCAAUGAAUGGCUACUGAAAUGGACAAACUCUAUGAACUCUA
Messenger RNA from Cryptotermes secundus, 2864 nucleotides. RefSeq names its product protein henna. The record is from RefSeq and is a predicted model, not a curated record. The transcript is spliced from 8 exons. Gene Ontology annotation, biological process: L-tyrosine biosynthetic process; L-phenylalanine catabolic process. The coding region runs from base 857 to 2203 and encodes 448 amino acids. NCBI's taxonomy places the organism in Eukaryota, Metazoa, Arthropoda, Insecta, Blattodea, Kalotermitidae. Gene Ontology annotation, molecular function: phenylalanine 4-monooxygenase activity; iron ion binding.